Molecule: messenger RNA, 2833 nt
Organism: Dreissena polymorpha
Lineage: Eukaryota; Metazoa; Mollusca; Bivalvia; Myida; Dreissenidae
Product: carbonic anhydrase 2-like
Exons: 8
Coding region: 28-1029 (333 amino acids)
Cellular component (GO): plasma membrane
Molecular function (GO): zinc ion binding; carbonate dehydratase activity
Source: RefSeq, a predicted model, not a curated record
GAGGACUUGCGUCUUGUUGCUUCAAAAAUGUCCGUAAUUUAUCUGCUGUGCAUUAUUGCGUCGCAAAUGACAGUUGUAUUGUCCAAUGCAGGGAAUAUUUGGACGUACAGAGGUUCACUAGGCCCUGACCACUGGCACAUUGAUUAUCCUCACUGCGGGGGCACACACCAGUCUCCAAUCGACCUGCAGACCCGAGAUGCGGUCGUGGACCCGACUCAUCUGUCCCCGAUCGUCUUCUACGGCUAUGACCGUGUCUCUAACCUCAACUAUACCCUAGAGAACAACGGCCACACUGUUCAGAUUGGUUUGAACGAAAAAACGAUGAUGAUCUCUGGUGGAGGCUUGAGUGACACGUACAUUGCCGAGCAGUUCCACUUCCACUGGGGAGCCGUGGACGAGCGGGGUUCGGAGCACUCCCUCAAUGGUCGCUACUUUCCCAUGGAGAUGCACAUCGUCCAUUACAACAAGAAGUACGGUAAUAUCUCCUCCUCUGUUGACAAAGCGGAUGGUCUGGCAGUGCUCGGCUUCUUCUUUGAGGUUGGCCGAUUCAACUUCCAUUUUCAAGAAAUCAUCAAUAAUUUUGGCGAUAUUCAGUACAACGAUGAGAAAGUCCAGAUACACUCCAUCCCCAUGAUAGACCUGAUGCCCGCCCGUCUAGCCAACUACUACCGCUACGUCGGUAGUCUGACCACGCCCCCUUGCUAUGAAAGUGUCACGUGGACCAUUUUCAAUGAAACCAUUGAGAUAGCAGAAGAGCAGUUGGUACAAUUCCGUACAACAAUCUUCGAAAACGACAAAAGCGACGGCGGCGUUUCGAUGGACUUAUCCGACGACUACCGACCCGUCCAGUGCAUGUUCCGACGCCGGCUGUAUGCCAGCCAUCCAUCCCUGAAAUACAAUGCGGCUACCCAAAAUGUCAUGGUAGUCGGAGACGGAAAUAGCGCCGCCUCAAACGAACCGCACCGUAUAAGCCUCUUUUUUAUGUGUUCCGCCUGGUUAUGGUUUUUACAAUUAUUCUUCUCUCUAUGAAAAUGCAAAGUGUUUUUGUGUAUACUUAACGUCUAAUUGGAAUUUGUUUGACCUCAGUAGUUUGCUUUUAGUAGAAAUAAGAUGUGGCGUGUAUUCAACAAUUACUUUCUAUGGAAAAACACAAUAUGUGCACUCAAAUACCGUUUGUUAAUUAAAUAAUGCGGUAAUAAGUAUCUGCAACUAAUCUUUUCAAUGUUCGUGUUUAUACAUUGCGUCUCUGUAAUUGAACUUUCUGUGAAUAUUUUCUUAAAGUUUUCAUGCUUCAAAAUAAGAUAACAAUACAAAGCUGACUUGUGUACGUCGAAAUCAUAAAACAUAAGUAUACUAUACUAUAAAGACCAUAACACAAGGCAGAGGUGGACCGGGCGUCUAUAAUUGACCCACGGCUGUUCGGCACUUUGCCCGAGUGCCAAUCAAUAUCCGCAGGGGGCCGAGUAUAGACGUGCGGCCCAGCCCUGUCGUGUGUUAUCAUUAUAUAACAUUAACUCCUUUUUUGUUUAUUCACUAAAAUUGAUUACCGAACCAGCUCUGUGUUUCAUUUAAUUGAUUACACUAUAUAUGGAUUUUAGGUACAAUAAUUCGGACGUGUUGGUUAAGUUAACAGUAAAAUAUUGUUAAAAAGGCAUUGAAUCGAAAACGUAAUUCGAAUUGCGUGCUUGUCAUGCAUGUUUGGAAACUUCGAUAAAAAUACGAUAUAUUGCUAGGGUAGAGGUAGAGACAUUUUCCACUUCACUUACUGAAUGAUUUGUACAUAACUUCUUUUAUCAUUUAGAUUACUUAAGAUAUAUAGCAUAUGCAUAUUUUUUCAUCUCUGAUUGCAUAACACUAUUAAGUGUUAUUUUUCAGUCUUCCUAUGCAUUUUUUUGUUUACAAUAUUGCAAUAAAAUGUGCUCGAACAUUCGAUAUCGCACAUCAUGGUUUUUGUUGAAGUGGUGAGCAGUCGUUGCAAAUUUUUCCAAAACACCUUCGUGAUAUGUAAAAUAAAUUUAGAUAUAUGGAUGUAUUUAAAAUAAGUUAAGCUAAUGGAAGAAAGAACAGAAAAUUGAAGUUCAUAUAGUUGAAAUUAAAAUUUAAUCAGCAUUGGAUUUAAGUUGUUAUUGAGCUACGUGUGUCUUUUUAGAUAAUACAUUUGGUUUGUUGCUGACUCCUAUAAAAGUAAAAUAGUUUCAUCAAUGUAAUAUACCAUACAGUUUCAGUCGAAAUCGAUAUUAUCACAAUCGUGUGCUACGUAUAAGUAUCAUUCUGUUAUUUUUUUCCCAUUUAUUUGUGGCUAAAUUGUAUUAACCAUAGCUGGCUAAGACUCAACGUGGACGGUAUGUAAUACUAGAACUUACCAGUUCGACAUAUUGCAUGAUUUAUCGUUUGCCAACCGUUGUGUACACACCGGUCUUACUGACAAAAACAUAGUGACGUCACCAUCUAUGUAUAGAAUGGUUUGCUAACCUUUUAAAGUUGCAAACAAGCUAUGUAGAAUUGGAAGAAGGCAGUCUGUUUGAUAUAUUGAAUACGUUCAUUUGUGUGAAGUGAAUUAAACAUAAGCAGCUAUGAACGUCAAACUACACCUGUAGGCGAGAACUCUAUGAAAGAUCCCAGCCUAUGGUCUCUCUUGUAUAUGUUUGUCCAUUUCGCAACCGUAACCGUGUAUAGACCGUAUCCACAUAUAUUCAGAUGUGUAAUGGUGUACUAUUGUAUAUAUGAUAACUUGUCAAAAUAUACAUGCAUGUGCUGUAAGUUUAUUUCCUUAUGAUCAUAUUUCCAAAAAACUGUUAAGAUUUCUGUGUGUGUGUGUGUGUGUGUGUGUGUG